Molecule: messenger RNA, 854 nt
Organism: Rattus rattus (black rat)
Lineage: Eukaryota; Metazoa; Chordata; Mammalia; Rodentia; Muridae
Product: H-2 class II histocompatibility antigen, E-U alpha chain
Exons: 4
Coding region: 56-823 (255 amino acids)
Biological process (GO): antigen processing and presentation of exogenous peptide antigen via MHC class II; immune response; peptide antigen assembly with MHC class II protein complex
Cellular component (GO): membrane; MHC class II protein complex
Molecular function (GO): MHC class II protein complex binding
Source: RefSeq, a predicted model, not a curated record
UGAUUCUGCCUCAGUCUGAGAUCUCUUCUGACCCCACCAAACACACAAGAAGAAAAUGGCCACACUUGGAGUCCUGGUGAUAAGAUUUUUCUUCAUGGCUGUCCUCAUGAGCCCCCAGAAGUCGUGGGCUAUCAGAGAGGAGCACACCAUCAUCCAGGCGGAGUUCUAUCUUUCCCCCGACCAAAAUGGAGAGUUCAUGUUUGACUUUGACGGCGACGAGAUUUUCCAUGUAGAUAUUAAAAAGUCAGAGACCAUCUGGAGACUUGAAGAAUUUGCACAGUUUGCCAGCUUUGAGGCUCAGGGUGCAUUGGCUAAUAUAGCUGUGGACAAAGCUAACCUGGACAUCAUGAUAAAGCGCUCCAACAACACUCCAGAUGCCAAUGUGAUUCCAGAGGUGACUGUACUCCCCAAAAGCCCGGUGAACCUGGGAGAGCCCAACAUCCUCAUCUGUUUCAUUGACAAGUUCUCCCCUCCAGCGGUCAAUGUCACCUGGCUUCGGAACGGACAGCCUGUCACCAAAGGCGUGUCAGAGACAGUGUUUCUCCCAAGGGAGGACCACCUCUUCCGCAAAUUCCACUAUCUGACCUUCCUGCCCUCCAUGGAAGAUUACUAUGACUGUGAGGUGGAUCACUGGGGUUUGGAUGAGCCUCUGCGGAAGCACUGGGAGUUUGAAGAGAAAACCCUCCUCCCAGAAACUAAAGAGAAUGUCCUGUGUGUUCUCGGGUUGUUUGUGGGUCUGGUAGGCAUCGUCGUCGGGAUUGUGCUCAUCAUCAAGGGCCUUCGGAAACGCAACGCAGUGGAACGGCGCCAAGGAGCCCUGUGAGAUACCAGGAGGUGCGGCAGAUGUGCUCAGA